UUCGGAUAGAUGACAAACGUGGACAAGGUGAUGACGUCCUCUCUGCAGGGCUACCCCUUAUCGCUAUCGCAUCGAAGGUUAGGACUAUGUCAUAGUUCCUUUGCGGUGGUUCGAAAGCACACACGAGGCUGGUCGGGUCAGUUGGGAAAACACAUGCUGCGCAGAAGUCCUUUCGCUCCAACGCAGCGUGGCUUCUGACACACAUGCUGAUGACGUGGGUGGGAAUAUGGGCUUCCUUGCGUUGUUUUCCGCAAUAUCAGUAAACGGACUUGCUCUGUACUUCUUCUGGGAUGCCACUGUCAAUUGUCCAAGGUUGCAUAGUUCUCCAAUUUCAAUUUCGUCCGUCGACGUGUCACAAAGCAUGUCGAGUGCGAUAAUCUCGUAUGUUUUCGUGUCUUCCGUCCUUCAUUCCAACCGCUGCCAGGUUCCUUAUAUUAAUGUCGCAUGUUUGAUCUAUAGGUCCACGUGUCCAGUUGAUAGCCAAACGAGCAGUAGGGUUUCCAAACGAGUGCUUAAAAGGCCGUGGUAUUACUUCAAUGUUUGAACUGAAUUGAAUGUCGCUUCUUCUGUGAUGCGCAAGCGUGUGAUCAAAAAAGCCACAGUACUUGAAG
Messenger RNA from Pisolithus orientalis, 611 nucleotides. RefSeq lists its product as uncharacterized. Bases 227 to 544 code for a protein of 105 amino acids. NCBI's taxonomy places the organism in Eukaryota, Fungi, Basidiomycota, Agaricomycetes, Boletales, Pisolithaceae. The record is from RefSeq and is a predicted model, not a curated record. The transcript has a single exon.